Messenger RNA from Nicotiana attenuata, 621 nucleotides. RefSeq lists its product as uncharacterized. Lineage: Eukaryota; Viridiplantae; Streptophyta; Magnoliopsida; Solanales; Solanaceae. Bases 82 to 375 code for a protein of 97 amino acids. The transcript has 2 exons. The record is from RefSeq and is a predicted model, not a curated record.
AAUGCUUAUACUUUGAAACCCUCGCUAUAGAAAAAUCCAGAAGAAACUCCUCUAUCAGGAAAACGAAGGCAGAGAACGGCGAUGGCGUUGAACAACGGCUUACGGUCGUGUGCUUCCAAGCUCAUCAGCUCAUCUGAAUCAAUUUUCUCCAAAAUUGUGAAGAGAGAGAUCCACUCAACAGGCGUUAAGAGAAUGGGAGGAGGUCAUGGGCAUGAUGAACCUUUCUACCUUCACGCAAAGCACAUGUACAACUUGGACAGGAUGUCACACCAGAAGCUGAAGAUGACUGUUGGUGUCUGGUCUGCAGUCGCCAUUGGCGUUAUUGUCCCAGUUUAUGCUGUCGUCUUCCAGCAAAAGAAAACUGCUUCGGGCUAGAUCAUCAUGAUAUCGUGUCUCAUCCACAAUAAUGCUGUCCUUGGAGUUUUCAGUGUCGAAGACAAGCACUUUUGUACCUAUUGAAUUAGAGCAUUAAAUAGCUUUUAAUUUUAACUUAGGUUUACAAUGGUUGUUGCUUUUUCUUGUUUCAAUUUGGCGAUAAUGUUGCUAUGCCUGGUUCUAUAAUAAUAUUUUCUGAAUUUACUCAAACACCAUAAUGGUUGAAAAUGUUCUGUUUCACUGGCA